UAACGGCUAGGCUAAUGCAUUACAGACCGCAAUCCGAUUCUCUGACUGAAUGUGUCAUCUUCACAUCGGACACAAAUUUACACACUAUCGCCAUGCUACCGCAGCAGUGAACCUUCUCCACGGCAAUAAAAAGAAACGACGGCAUAUCCUUCUGCUUAUCCGAGCGGUGAAACUAGGCAGGUGUGAAUGACCGACGUGGUGCCUACCACCGCCCUCAGUGAAAUAAAGCUCCGCCUACUCUGCCACGAUGACAUAGAGAGAAUAAAAGUGCUCUGUGGAGAAUGGUUUCCCAUUGAGUAUCCAGACUCAUGGUACCAUGACAUCACAUCAAAUAAGAAGUUCUUCUCUCUGGCUGCCACCUUUAGAGGUGGAAUUGUCGGGAUGAUUGUGGCAGAAAUAAAAAGCAGAACGAAAGUGCACAAAGAGGAUGGAGACAUCUUGGCCUCCAGCUUUCCUGUUGACACUCAAGUUGCGUACAUCCUGAGUUUAGGGGUUGUGAAGGAGUUUCGGAAACAUGGAAUAGGCUCUCUGUUACUGGACAGUUUAAAGGAGCACAUUUCCACCACAGCACAGGACCACUGUAAAGCCAUCUACCUGCAUGUGCUCACGACCAAUAACACUGCCAUUCACUUCUAUGAGAACAGAGACUUUAAACAGCACCACUAUUUACCGUAUUAUUACUCUAUACGAGGGGUGCUGAAGGAUGGCUUCACCUAUGUCCUCUACAUCAAUGGCGGACAUCCUCCAUGGACCAUCUUUGAUUAUAUUCAUCAUAUAGGUUCGGCACUGGCUAGUCUGAGCCCCUGCUCAAUUCCUCAGAGAAUUUACCGGCAAGCACAGAAUCUCCUGCGCAGCUUCCUGCCGUGGUCGGGCAUCUCUUCCAAGAGCGGCAUUGAGUACAGCAGAACAAUGUGAAGACCAUCAGGUCACAACAGUGCAGGGUGGAAGAGAUCGAUUUGUUUGGUCACAUCAGAUGCCGAAGAGGAUUGUGAAGACUGACAUCGGAUCUCUCUGGUCUCGAGCAGUGUAUUAUACUUGUACAUUACAUAUGUAUAUACAUAUAUAUACUUUAAUUAAUAUAUGCAUAGUCAUUAGUAGAUUGCCCUCUUAAUAUAAACUCUCCACUUCAUGCCUGUAAUUCUGCUGCUGUGUAGAAAUACUCUAUUGUUUAUCCAGAUUUUUAAUAUAAAUGGAUUUUUAUUUGUGCCUGUUCUACAUAGAUGAUUUUAGGGUUUGAUGGUAGAAGUAUCCAUACUUUUUCCAUUUAGUCACUUUCAUGCACGUGUCAAGCUCUACUGUUUUAUUUUGUGCAGGAUCACUUUGACACUAAGCAUAUAUUUUAGCCCCCAGUUUUAAGUUUGAUGUUUUUUAAAAACAUUUGCACAGAGGCAAUGAAUGUAGUGUUGCUAUGAAGGGAAAAAACACAGUUGCUGACAACCCUCCAUCUCCGCCAAAUGUGUAUUGCUACUGUCAAAUGCAAAUGUGAAAACUCUUUGAAUUCAGAGCAACUUAAUUUAGCUAGAGAGUUACAUCCUGCCAUUCCAUGCAGUGUGCUUUCUGUUCUUUUAAAGGGGAAAUAAGUGAAUGUUGUGGGGGAGAGAGAAAUGCUUGAAUUUUGGUAUGUUGCUUCAAAUCAGGGAUUUACACACAAAAUAAACAUUUCAAAAUAGACACUCCUGCAUUAUGUGACUUGCAGUAUCAAAAAUGUUAUUUACCUGUGUUGGACCAUCCAUUCACGAUGACUUCAAUGAAACGCACUGGUUUAUCGGUGAAGGACGUUUAGAGAAACAUUACAAAAGGAACAGAAGCUUUUCUAUCACAUGUAAUUGGCCUUCAUUUAUUCUGAAAAUGUGUUUCACCCAUUUCCGGAUCUGUAAACCACAAUUUGUUUGAAAAAUACUGAGUUUUGAAGACAAAAUAGCAUGUAUAAAUAGCUGUUUUUAACAAGUUAGAACCACUAUCACCUUGUGCUUUUGAGUUUGAGACUGUGUGUAAAUCUCCUACAGUGUUUUUAAUGUUACAUCCUUGUGAACUUGUACAUUGUUUUACAUUUCAUUGUAUUGCACUGUCAUUGUGUAGAAUCUAGACGGGGAAGUGUUUUACACUCUCAGAGUAAGAAAAUACAUUCUGAAGAGAGGAUGAUCAACAAGUAGGUGACGUGAAAUAUUGAAAGCAGUAACUGAGAUGUUUUUCAUAAUCUUAUCUGAUAGUCUAUGAAUUGUGAAGCACCCUCUAGUGUUCAUUGAGGGAAUGAUAGAGGUUUUUCUUUUUAAUGCUCACAAAAUGAAUUUGAUUUGAUGUAUUGCUCUUGUCCAUUUGCAUCCCUCCAUUGAUCUGUUCUUCAUUCAUGAACUGAUUAUUCGUUAAUGCAUUAAGAGCAUUUGAGAUGACCUAUAGGUAAGAGAGUUAAUAAAAAUAAAUAAAUAAAUAAACCAAGA
Molecule: messenger RNA, 2438 nt
Organism: Labeo rohita (rohu)
Lineage: Eukaryota; Metazoa; Chordata; Actinopteri; Cypriniformes; Cyprinidae
Gene: naa60
Product: N-acetyltransferase 15 (GCN5-related, putative)
Exons: 7
Coding region: 187-915 (242 amino acids)
Biological process (GO): N-terminal peptidyl-methionine acetylation
Cellular component (GO): Golgi membrane
Molecular function (GO): protein-N-terminal amino-acid acetyltransferase activity; histone acetyltransferase activity
Source: RefSeq, a predicted model, not a curated record